CCUAAUCAUUUUCUUUAUUUAGUGUAGUCAACACUAAAUCAUUAUUAGUCACAGGGAGCGGUUAAACAUGUUCUAACCAUCAGUAGUUGUGUGUUUACUGGGUCAGUCAGUGUGAGGAGGUGACCGUUGACGACACCAGUUGAGCUGUUGAGUCUCCACAGGAGGAGCCAGUUAGUCACCGACAGACUGCUACAUUAUAACAGACAUUACAGACAUAACAGACCAUCAGACAUGGCACGCCGGUCGGGCUCGGAGACCUUCAGCACCAGGCUAUAGUGGUCAUCACACCCAGUCCACGCCUGACCGUGAGGAUGGACACGAUACGUCCAUGACCUCCUUUGGUGUUGCCGUCCGAGGCCUCCCCCUGGCCUUGGCGUCCAUGACGCAAGCUACCACCUCAGACUCCCGCUUCCACCCUAAAUGGCGGGCGAUCACUGUGGCGACCCUGCUGGCUUUAGUGCUCAUGUUAUACCUGCACCGGACAGUAGGGGACAGAGACACUACUACCAGAGGAUACUACCGCAACCGGGUUCACGGUUUGCAAAUGCACAGCGAGGGUGAGGAUGACAUCUUCAGGGACGCUAACAGACAAACUGCACGGAGCCUCUCUCGCCACCAGAGAAAGGAAAAACCGUACAAUGACACAUACCCGUUAAGUCGGCCAGAGAAGACCAAGCACGGCAUCCGCUACCGUAUCGGUGUGAUUGCGGAUCUGGACACAGCGUCGCGUAGCUCGAAAGAUCAGACGUGGUUCAGCUACAUGAAAAGAGGUCACCUGACUGUUUCAGACAGCGCUGACAGACUGGAGGUGGAGUGGGAUGCUGAGACUGUCACACUGGAGAGUCAUCUGGCUGAGAAAGGACGAGGUAUGGAGCUGUCUGAGCUGGUGGCGUUCAACGGUCACCUGUACAGUGUGGACGACCGUACAGGCGUGGUGUAUAGGAUCGAGGGCAACCAGGCUGUCCCCUGGGUUAUAUUACCUGACGGUGACGGCUCAGUUUCCAAAGGAUUCAAGGCAGAGUGGCUGGCAGUGAAGGAUGAGCACCUGUACGUUGGCGGCCUGGGGAAAGAAUGGACCACGACCACUGGAGUAGUCGUCAACAACCACCCAGAGUGGGUGAAAGUUGUAGGCUACCACGGUGAUGUGCAGCAUGAGAACUGGGUGCCGUACUACAAUGCUCUGCGGAGCGCAACAGGGAUACAUCCACCAGGCUACCUUAUCCAUGAAUCGGCAGCGUGGAGUGAGCGUCUCCAGCGCUGGUUCUUCCUCCCUCGCCGCGCCAGUCACGAGCACUACGAAGAGACCGCAGACGAGCGGCGCGCCACCAACCUCCUCCUGUCCUGCCCCGCAGAUUUCAGCCACAUGACGGUGCGGCACGUCGGCCCGCUCAACCCGACCCACGGCUUCUCCUCGUUUAAAUUUGUCCCGGACACGGACGAUCAGAUCAUUCUGGCCCUGAAAUCAGAAGAGGACGCGGGCAGGAUCGCCACCUACAUCAUUGCAUUUACGCUGGACGGUCGGGUGUUGAUGCCCGAGACAAAGAUAGGGAAUGUGAAGUUUGAAGGGCUGGAGUUCAUUUGAAAAGGGCGGCGCCGAAGGUCUGCAGGGAUCCUCCAUGGUUUGACGCCUGAGAAGUGGACUGUAUACAUGCAACACUGUUGUUUUGAGUCCUUUAAAUUACAUUCCCCUCCCAGUUCUACUGUGCAAUAAUAUUGUAUGACCCCAAAUUUAUAUAUUUCAUAAUUAUAUGAUAAUUGAGAGGAGCAAGAGAAGGUAGAAGGGCAGGAGAAUGCAAUACCACCACCACAAUUAAGUGUCACCAACAAUUUACCCAUUCAUUUUUUUGAGUGACCAGUUUGGGCGGCCCAUCUGUGAGUAGCUACACACACCAGUCGCACAGAAAUCGUCACCAGCCGGUCACCACCCAAUAAGAUUUUUAAUGCUUUUAUAAUUAGACACUAUUGAUCUUAGCUGUCAGUCUAUCAAACAGCAGGUGAUGUGGAUCUCCUCUCCUGCAGCCAAACUCUGCUGGUCAGACACUCAGGGGAACAAACAGGAUGAAAGAUCUUAAGGAAAAGAAACAAAUGUCCUUAAAAUUACUUGAAAUAUAACAAGCAUACUCAUUUCUUUGUGUUUUAUCUUACCUGUUCAGACACACUGAAGUCUCUGUUGUUACAUGUAUGUUAAUGUAAUGGGUAUGCAUAUCAACUUUCUGAUUUACAUGUGAUCAGUUUUUCUGAGCAGGUCCACCUCAAAUGUUUCUCACAUGCGUUAAUAAACUGAAUAUCAUCAGCUUCUCAAGCCAGACAACAAAUGAAGCACCAGCUAUUUAAUUUAAACAGUAAUUAUUACACUAUUCAUAUAUUAAUUUUGUAUCCUCUCAAAAUGCAAUUAAAAGAUCUUUUCUUGUUUGAA
This is a messenger RNA of Sebastes umbrosus (honeycomb rockfish), 2416 nucleotides long. RefSeq names its product calcium activated nucleotidase 1b (gene cant1b). The coding region runs from base 329 to 1582 and encodes 417 amino acids. NCBI's taxonomy places the organism in Eukaryota, Metazoa, Chordata, Actinopteri, Perciformes, Sebastidae. The transcript has 5 exons. Gene Ontology annotation, molecular function: GDP phosphatase activity; calcium ion binding; UDP phosphatase activity. Gene Ontology annotation, biological process: proteoglycan biosynthetic process. The record is from RefSeq and is a predicted model, not a curated record.